GAAAGUAGGCUAAUCAUUACAGACUCUAGUACAGCAAAGCAAAACGACUGCUCCGUAUCUGCAAGAGACUAUCUUCAAGACAUCAGAAGUUAAAAUGAUGAGAAGCGAUACAGUGCUCACUCUGAUCGCUUUUCUCAUUUUUGGGAUGUUUUGUCACACUGAUGCAGUGAUGUCAUUAUCAGUGCUGGAGGGAGAAACUGUCUUUCUAAACACUGAUGUUUGCAAAAAACAGCAAGAGACAAUGCGCUGGUAUUUUAAUGACAGUCUCAUCGCUCUGAUCAAUGAUCCCGAUACGAGCUGUUUAUAUGAUGGUGUUGGAGGUAUAUUCAGACACAGACUGGAGGUGGACUAUGUGACUGGAUCUCUGAACAUCACAAACAUCACAACUGAACACACUGGACGUUAUGAAGCAGAGAUCAUCAGAAGUGAGAGUUCAGGGAAAAGUGAAAGCUUGAAAAGAAGCCCCAAAUGUAACAGCACAAAAAUUUACAGAAAAAACGUUAACGCUGAAGACAUCAUAAAAUCAAUCAGUCUGACUGUCAAUGCUUCUGAUUUUGGCAAGAACAAUAAUGAAGACCAAAUAGUACCAGAGGACAAACAGAAGAUGAUAUGUUCAGGUCCGUCUUCAGGCGCUGUAGCAGGAAUUGUUGUUGUUCUGCUGCUGGCUGUUGUUGCUGGUGUGAUCUAUAUAAAAAAGCACUGUCAAAAUCAUCCCAAUCCCAACUGAUGACGCUGCCGUGAGAUGUGUGGCACAACAAGCAUUUAUACUUUCACCUGGCUCUGCUUCGCUAUCCUCCACUGACUGCGCGCGCACCGCCAUUGAGAUAUUAUUUGAAACAAGAGGGCGAUGCUCGAACGAAAUUGUCCUUUAAAACAGCAGGAAUAACGGAAUAGGAAUUUUCUGGAAUUACGACAGAUCAUUUAAAAUAUUGCCACAGGCCGUUGAUCAAUAAGAAAAAAGAGAAUUUGUGUUUGUUGUUAGCUGAAUAUAUUUGUAUUCUA
Molecule: messenger RNA, 1002 nt
Organism: Carassius auratus (goldfish)
Lineage: Eukaryota; Metazoa; Chordata; Actinopteri; Cypriniformes; Cyprinidae
Exons: 5
Coding region: 95-727 (210 amino acids)
Source: RefSeq, a predicted model, not a curated record